AUGGGCAUCCUCUGUGAGCCUCUGUACCGGCUAUACUGGGCGCCCUGUGCCCUUUUCGGCCCUUCCCGCCUGCGGGCCAAGGUCGUGGCGUCGAACGCCUGCACCCCCUCAUCCCCCACCUCUCUCCCGUUCCCCCACUCCCCCGCUCCCCCACUCCCCCUUUCCCUCCCCUUUUCCGCCCCCGGGCCGGGAGCGGCGCGGGGAAGGAGGGGCGGGGGCACCACGUGGCCACGCCCCCAGAGCCGGCUUUUUCUAGAGCAGCUGCAGGAGGCUCUCCGCCGGCCGCCCAGCUCGCCUACCCGGGUGCGCACGGCUCCGGCCCCGCGCUCCGCUCCGCCUCCGCCACGCCGCUCCCCGAGCUUCGGCAGCGCGGGAGCGCGCCCUCCGCGCCGCCACCCCGACCCCCGGCUCCCGGCUCCCGGCUCCCGGCUCUCCGCGCCCGGCUUUCGGUCCCUGUGGCUCGGUGCCUGGCCCCUCAUGCCCCGCGCCCUCGCCGUCCCCCAAGCCCCUGCUCUGCUCCCCGCCCGGGCCCCGCUCUCUCGCUGUUUCACCCCUCCGCACCCGCACAUUCCUCCCUCUCUCUUUUGCUUGCUUGCUCGUUCGCUAGCUCUCAGACGCGGCGAAGCAGCUUCGCAGGGAAAUCCCAGAAACCUUUGCAAAAAGCUGACAAUGAAAUUUAAGAAGUUCUUCGAUUUCGGCGCCAUUUUCGAGUGGAUCGAGAGGUUUGUGAUUGAGGGUUACAGGGAUUUUGGUUUGAUCCGGCGCACGGGCAGGUCAAGGACUAUUGGCAAAGACAGAGGGAGGUGUGGAAUCUUUCCCACGCUUUCCGUCAUCCUGAAAGAAACCAAGCACACGAAAACCCCUCUUGUCUGGACGGGCUGCCCGGAACUGGGCUUCCCAGUGGGGCCCCCGGAGGAGGUCGGCUUUGGGGAGCCCGGGGUUCCAGGCAGCCCGGAGACGGGGCUCAGGCUCCCGCCGCCCCCACGCGCACUCUCCCAGACUCCCUUGCGCCACGGCGGACGCGGGCGGGUCGGGGCCCUUCCGGCCGCCGCGGACCCUCGGGCUCCCGGGGCGCCGCCACCCGGCUGCCUGGGGCCAGUCCGGCUCCGCGCGGCCGCCGCCGCCGCCGCCCCGCCCCACCCCGGCCGCGAUCCCCGGACUGGGAAGCCCGAGAGUUGGCUCCCGGCCGGCCCAGGGCCCCGCAGGCCAGCAAUCCCGAGGCCUGAACGGCGAACAGGUUCCCGCACCCGCCGGCUUAGUGCUUGGGGUUGGGGAGGCACCUCGAGGCUGACCCCCUGCCUCUCACCAGCUCCCUUUUCUCCCUUUCUCCCCCCUCGGGACGGGUCCCCUCGAGCCAGAAGGAAGCCCGGCAGCAGCCAGCGCCCACCCUCCGGGAGGACCACGCCCGCGCCCGCCGGCUCCCUCCAGCGGGACGCAGCAAAGGAACACUACAUCAACACUCUUGGCCCGGAUCUGGACACAGAAGACUCCUGUUUCAAGAAAAUACAGUCAUCUCUCAAAUCCUGUAAUUUAUAUGCAUUCUAAACUCACUAGGUAUUGAAAACCACCCAAGUGUCCCACACCAUGGGGUAAAAUAUAAUCCAUCACUCAGUGUAAUAUUAUACAUCCUUUAAAAAUGGUAUUGGAAAAUGGUUUAUGAUCAGUAAGUCAAAAUAACUCUCUCCCACCGUUUCUUUCUCCCUGCUGCUCCCUGAUACCCACGCUUCUUUGUUCCAUUUGGCACGUAAACUUGUUUUUCCCGCCAAAUGAGUCAGUCAUGAUGGGAACGUCAAUUGAUUUGAACAGAUGUGUGUCAAUGUUACUUCGGAAACUAGAUGCCAAUAACCAGGGCCACAAAAAAAGGCAGUGGUUGCAACUCUGUAAAAAUUUACACGUGCAUACAGACAAUGACUAAAGUGGAACCCCAAAUAGGAAAACAGUUGGAUACACUCCAGUGCUUGGAGAUUGAAUGAUUGUAUGCUGCUUUUGAUUUUCACUAAUACAAGUAACUGUCCAAUUAAAAAAGACCUACUAAGGACUCUGCAGUGCAAAUUAUUUUGCUGAUUGUUUUAAAAGCACCAUACCUAUCAAAUCAUCAAGGCAGAU
Delphinapterus leucas (beluga whale) is the source of this 2106-nucleotide messenger RNA. The record is from RefSeq and is a predicted model, not a curated record. NCBI's taxonomy places the organism in Eukaryota, Metazoa, Chordata, Mammalia, Artiodactyla, Monodontidae.